GAAAAUUUAAAACCAAACAGGCCUUGAAACUUCCAUUUGAGUUGGGUGUUUUUGAGCUUGAAAAGGAAUGCAAACAGGCCCUAAAAAGGGCAUUUUUUUUUCAAUACCCCAUUUUCUGUAACAAAUACUCAGACUCUGUGUAUCAAUGGAGGAAGCGAAAGCCGCAGCUUACUACGACGAGCUGACACGCAAAGGCGAAGGAGCUGCCAGGUUCAAGCAGGGCCUCGGCUUCUCCUCCUCCUCAUCAACCACCACCAAUGACUCCAACGACGUUGUUCCAACCAGAGGCUCAGCUCUUCCCUCUUCUUCUUCCUUCCUCAGCAGCUUCGUCAGAGCUUCGAGCCCUUCUUCAAACACCUCCCAAUUUCAGAAACAAGCUCAGCUCCAAACCAUUCACAACAAGCUCAACAAUCCCAAACGCAAUUCCAAUUCCAAACCCUCCUCCGAAAAUCACUCCUCUAGGUCUAGGGUUUCGAAUGACCGUGCAAGAGAUGGCCACAAGUCUGAUGUAGAGAGAGAAAGUCGAGAGAGAUCUAGAGAUAGACAUUCGAGGAGGCGAAACCGAAGCCGAAGCAGAGAGAGGCACUCGGAUCGGCGGUCGAGUAGAGAUAGAGAUAGACAUAGGGAUAGGGAUAGAUAUAGAGAGAGAGACAGGGAGGGGAAGAGGAGGAGUUCUUCCCCUAGUGGUCGGAGGUUGGAGAGAGAGAAAGGCGCGAGUAAGGCUGUUGACUAUUCCAGAUUGAUUGAAGGUUAUGACAAGAUGUCGCCAGCUCAAAGAGUUAAAGCAAAGAUGAAGUUUCAGCUCUCUGAAACAGCUGAAAAGGAUGCAACAAAUGGCAUGGGCUCUGGAUGGGAACGGUUCGAGUUUAACAAGGAUGCACCACUUGAUGACGAGGAAAUUGAAGCUGCAGAAGAUGACGAGGCGUUAGUAAAGAACAUUGGCAGAAGCUUCCGGUUUUCUGCAGUGGAGGCCAGAAGGGAGGAAGAAAUUAAGGCUGCUCAUGAUGAGGCCAUGUUUGGAGCUUCAUCAAUUCCACUACCUAUUAAUACAACAGAUGAUGAAGUAGAGGAGGAUAAUGACAAAAUUGUGAACAUUGAAGUUGCCCCUGUUACAGGUCUCAUCAGUGACAAGGUACUUGGAGUGCAACGAGGUUCAUGGCGUGAUCGUGCUCGUAAGUUAUAGGAUGCAAGCUGAGGCUACAGUUGAAAGCCAUAACAGAAGAAACCUACAUGGAUAAAGCUACACAGUAAGGAAACGACACUAUCUUGGGCAACUUUAUCUCAACAUUGCACCACUCACAUUCAGCACAAUGAAGAUUUUGUUCAAGUUCAUUGGAAGAAGCCUUUAUUUCCAAAUAGGCCAGCACAGAGUCUGAGAAGCUCUAUUCCAGAAAGGGGUGAUUUUGUUUUUAUAUUGCUUUGAAAAUCAUGCACUUGGAGGGGUCACUUCUGAUUUUGGCAGUUGACAUUGAGAGAAUUUGAAAAUGAAGUUUUCCUCUCUGAAAGGGGGUGAUUUUGAUUCCUUGUGGAAGUCUCAUCAGAAUACUAUGCUGGAAAAGUGGAAACAAGAACAGUCCCCAGAGUAGUUCCACUUUGUAGAGCUCUUGUGCGUUUGAAUUGAAAUGUCUAUAAACUCAUCCUGCUUGUUUGUAUAUUGACUUGAUUUUAGCAAAAACUUUGUUGUUAAUGGCAUGAUGUGGCUUGAAUCUCAUUGAAA
Cornus florida is the source of this 1717-nucleotide messenger RNA. RefSeq lists its product as uncharacterized. Gene Ontology annotation, biological process: alternative mRNA splicing, via spliceosome. The transcript has 6 exons. Bases 146 to 1183 code for a protein of 345 amino acids. Lineage: Eukaryota; Viridiplantae; Streptophyta; Magnoliopsida; Cornales; Cornaceae. Gene Ontology annotation, cellular component: nucleus; cytoplasm. The record is from RefSeq and is a predicted model, not a curated record.